This is a messenger RNA of Dendroctonus ponderosae (mountain pine beetle), 1099 nucleotides long. RefSeq names its product DNA damage-regulated autophagy modulator protein 2. NCBI's taxonomy places the organism in Eukaryota, Metazoa, Arthropoda, Insecta, Coleoptera, Curculionidae. The transcript is spliced from 5 exons. The record is from RefSeq and is a predicted model, not a curated record. The coding region runs from base 271 to 1014 and encodes 247 amino acids.
UAUCGUUUUUUUAGCAAUUAAUAUUGAGUCAGUCCUCAACUGGAUAACGUUGGUUUUUAGUCGACUGUUUUGGUUUCGCAUUUAUUAAACCUGCUUAUGUUAAUGGCUUCAAUUGGAAUUUAAUUAAGAGAAUCAUAAAUAAUUGGAUCAGAUCAAAGUCAAAAUAACAGCAGAUGAGUUUCACUUACCUACCUAUUGACAGUCGAUUUGACUGGCCUUUGAAGGUAAGUCGCUCUAGUGGCUAAACUAAGAAGAAACUUCCAGUGAAAAAUGGGUUGUAAAUAUUGCUUUCUUGUGCCUAUUUUUCAAGGGACUUUGUAUGUGAUUGCGUUUAGCACAACAUUUCUGCUAUCAGCAGUGAUAAACAAGGACGUACCACUGAUAUUCCCCUACGUUAGCGACACAGGGGUCUGGUCAAUAGAACGAUGUAUAUUCUCUUUCGGUUUAGGACUCGGCUCACUUUUAAUGAUUGCAACCAUCUACAUCAGAUGCAGACAAGUAAAAGAAGUUCUGGAGUUGGCUGAGAGUAAAAAUCUGAGUUCAAAGCUGAAAAAGUUGAACACAAUUUCGCUCUUUCUGGGCAUGGUGGCUGUGAUUGGAGUGUUUAUGUUGGGUUGUUUUCCUGUUCAUCCAUACAUCGUGCCGCAUCUGAUCGGGGCUGGCGCAGCCUUUAAUACCGGAUUAAUGGUCCUGGCGGCUCAGACCUACAUUUCCUUGAAAAUCUACCCCACUUUGGGCAACAAGACGCUAAACAUCAUCAGAUGUGUGAUGGUUUUGAUACUCGCAGUAGCGCUGUGUUUAUGUGUCAUCUUCGGCGGAUUGUCUCUUCUGCUGUUUAAAGGUGACGAUAUCACGCAGUGGACUGCCGCCUCCGGAGGAUACGUGUUUCACCUGAUCAGUGUUGCUAGCGAAUGGAUUUUAGUGCUGGGAGUGAUUUUAUAUCUGAGCUUGUAUGCUGGAGAAUUCAGGUCUAUUGUAUUGCAUAAGCCAAACAUGGACAUAACAACAGCUUAAUUUCGGAAUCAUUCUUGUGGUGGCUAAAAGAUAUUGAACUCAUGGACUUAUACAAAUAAAGAAUACGUAUAUUUAGUGGCACUUA